AUGCUGUGUCGCAAGCUCGCCCUUCGAUACAGCCUUCGCACCUGCUACCCACCAUCCCAUAUUCACCACCUCCACUCCCCCCCAUCCCACUUCGCCUCAAUGUCAACACCGGGAAAGAAGAUCUUCGCCCCUGGCGGCACAAACGACUCCCUCCAAGCCGAACAAUACACCAAGGGCUCCCUGACAAUUGACCAACUCGACAAGGACCCUUUCACACAGUUCGACAUUUGGUUCAAGCACGCCAACGCCGAAAAGGUGUAUCACCCCGAAACAGUUACGUUAUCAACAGCGGAACUGCCUUCCGGCAGAGUAUCUGCGAGAAUGGUUUAUCUCAAGGAAAUGGACGAUAAAGGUUUCGUCAUCUACUCGAAUUGGGGCACGAGCAGGAAAGCCUCCGAUGUGGCGAGCAAUCCCCACGCAGCGCUGACAUUCUGGUGGCGGGAGUUGGAGCGACAAGUGCGUGUUGAAGGGCCAUGCGAGCGCUUGACUUCGGAGGAAAGUCAGGUCUACUAUGAUACGAGGAUCAGAGGGAGUCGACUUGGGGCGUGGGCAAGUCAGCAGAGUAAGGUGUUGCAGGAUAGGGAAGAGUUGGAGGAGCAGGUGAAGGAUGUGGAGAGGAAGUUUGACGGGAAAGAAGAGAUUCCUGUUCCGGAGUUUUGGGGUGGACUGAGGGUGAGGCCGCAGAUGGUCGAAUUUUGGCAGGGACGGCCGAGUCGGUUGCAUGACCGGUUCAGGUAUACGAAAGGGGAGGAUGGGGAGUGGAGGGUUGACAGGCUGAGUCCGUGA
Molecule: messenger RNA, 786 nt
Organism: Fulvia fulva
Lineage: Eukaryota; Fungi; Ascomycota; Dothideomycetes; Mycosphaerellales; Mycosphaerellaceae
Product: Pyridoxamine 5'-phosphate oxidase
Exons: 1
Coding region: 1-786 (261 amino acids)
Biological process (GO): pyridoxine biosynthetic process
Molecular function (GO): FMN binding; pyridoxamine phosphate oxidase activity
Source: RefSeq, a predicted model, not a curated record